Molecule: messenger RNA, 2507 nt
Organism: Adelges cooleyi (spruce gall adelgid)
Lineage: Eukaryota; Metazoa; Arthropoda; Insecta; Hemiptera; Adelgidae
Product: R3H and coiled-coil domain-containing protein 1
Exons: 7
Coding region: 151-2163 (670 amino acids)
Molecular function (GO): nucleic acid binding
Source: RefSeq, a predicted model, not a curated record
CUGGAACUUGCAAGUGUAACUUUAAAGGCAAUUCUGUUCCCGUAUCGUAUAACCAAACGUUAAAAAAAUCUAAUCGUUGAGCUACUUAUAAGUUAAUUUUUUUUAAUCGAUGUUUACGAAAUGCGAUCGAGUUUCUCGUGAUACAAGUCUAUGGAGACAUUGGAUGUGUUGAAUUUACGAUCGGACGAAUGUUCGUUCUUAGAGACCGUCUUAGUCGACGUAAGACGUUACGUCGAUAUUUCCGUUUCGGGAAACAAAAAGGAUAUUGUGUUGGUUUUCCCACCAUUAAAUCCGCGUAAACGCUUUUUAAUACAUGCAUUGAUUCAGAGUCAAUUUAGAGAGCUGAACUCUUUAUCUAUUGGAACGAGUUACGGAAGACGCAACGUAAUUUAUCAUUCGUUUAUUCAGCCAAUAAUUUGCAAUACAGAAAUGGAACAACCAAAUAAUGAAAAUUGUACUAUCGAAAUACAACGUCCGUAUAGAACACCAAUUGAACGAAAAGCUCAGGAAAAACUUUUUCAUUUGCUUAAGCCAAAGCAAACUGACAACAAUUCAAGGAUUACUCCACGUAAGCCAAGCAAAAGACCAGAUAUUCCUAUUUAUGUGCCUAAAGCACGACGAGCGUCUAGUCAUGAUUCCAACAUUAAGUCUACUACCUUGUCGUCUUCUGGUUCACCUACCAUGAGGAAACCUUGUAAAAAUAUAAUAAUAUCUCAAAUCGAUAGCGAUAAUUCUUUAGUAAAAAAAUGUGAUAAACGUACUAAAUCUAAGUCUGGUCUACCAAGUUCAGAAUGUAUAAAUGAAUUAAAUCAAGUUAACGUACCUUGUUUUGAAGAUAAUGAACUGUUAUUGCAGAAAUCAGAAUCCUUAAAUAACACAACUAUUGUUGAUAGAUCAAUAGAAGUUGCAUUGACAGCUAAAACAGAAAACUCUUUAACUGAUGAAAAGGUUUUUAGUAGUGAUGUAGAUGAAAUUAUUAGUCAAAAGAUAGUAGGAAAUAAAGAGAACAAAUGUUUAGAGUUUUCAAACACGACUUCUGAUACGGCAACAAAUAAUCAAACAAGUGUUCCUGCCUCGAUGAUCUCAAAAGACUUUCAGUGUUCGUUACCCACAAGCAAUAUUAUACAUAUUAAUAACUCUCACUCACCGGACUUGUGUAAUAAAAUGUCUGUUGAUGGAGAUCACCUAAUGACUACCGUUUUGGAUUUGACUAAAGAAGAAAAUAUUGGCAAUGAGUUGAUCAGUGAUGACAAUACUGAAAUUGUUAAAGUUAAAGGCAAUAUGGAAAAGUUAGAUUUUGAAUCGAGUGUAAUCAAUGAUCUUUCAUUGUUAUCGCAGGAACACGAAACACUUUGUCCUAACUACUCUUUAGACGAUAGUUUUACCAGUGGAACUAUCAGAGAUACAGAUGAAGAAAGUGUCAAUUCAAAAAAAGUUGAAAAUUUGAGUGAAAUAUUAAAUAACGAGCAACGUUUAGAAUCACCAAAAUGCGAAUCUCCUAUCGUAGAAGAAACAUUAGUAAAAAAAACCAAGGAAAAAAAGAAGAAAAAAAAAAAGAAAAUUUUAAAUGUUGAAGAAUGUAGUUGGGAAGAUUUAUUUGACAAAGAAGAUGACUACAUUCAUCCGUUACUUAUGAAAGAAAUAGUCACAUCGAUGGGUCAAGUUCAAGUGAAGCGAACCGAAGAAGAUUAUCGUAGUUACCAAACUGUGGAAGAACGUUCUGGCGACGGAGAAUGUGUUAUAGAGGUCUAUGGUUUUUCACCCCAACUCAAAACAGUCGAUUUGAUGAAUCAGUUUGCAGCAUUUCGAAGAAAACAUUUUGACAUCGUCUGGGUAGAUGAUACACAUGCAUUGGCCGUAUUUGAGAGUCCAAAUUAUGCUGAUCAAGCAUUAAACACACCUUUUGCACUUGUGAAAACUAGACCACUUAAAGAUGCAAUUAGAGAGUCUAAAUUAAAAGCUGAAACGAUUGCACCACUUCCAGCUACUAGACCUAAGACAUGCACAGCAAUGGCUAGACGUUUGGUCAGUAGUGCUCUAGGUUUAAGAUUAAAUGUUACGCCCGAAACAUUGAAUGCUGAGCGUACAUUGUUGGCCAACGCCAAAGAGAAAAAGAUACGAGAUGCUCAGCUAAAGCAAAAUAUUUGGAAUGAAAAUAUGUGAUAAAAGAAUGGUUCUAGUUGACAAAAUUUUAUGACUAAGACAUGGUUUAUGUUUUGUAAAUUAUUAGUUUUUAUGUACAUUUUGUCACUAUCCAUGAUAUGUUACUAUGUUAUUGUUUAAGUAACUAUACUUAGCGAUGAAAUAUUUUCUGAAUCAUUUAUAUUACUAUAAUAAGUGAUCGGUAUUUUAUGCACUGUUUUUUAUUACGUGUUUGUUAUUAUAUUAUAAUUAUCUGUUAUUUUUUGUGUAAAGAGUUUUAGAAAAGAUUUCUGAAAUUCAAGUAAAUUUAUGAUGACACCAUUUGUACUUUUUAAUGAGGAAUUUAAAUGUAACAUUUUUAUGUU